Striga hermonthica is the source of this 852-nucleotide messenger RNA. The record is from the annotation of a GenBank genome assembly. Lineage: Eukaryota; Viridiplantae; Streptophyta; Magnoliopsida; Lamiales; Orobanchaceae.
AUGUCUUGCUCGUCUGAAGAUGAAACUGACAUAAGUGAGUCGGAGUUGGACGAAUAUGUUGGCCGGUGCUAUAAACAGCUGAAGGAUGGCAGUCAGAAAAUGAAGGUGUCGGAUGAUUUGUACAGGUGCCCGUACUGCCCUGGAAAGAAGAAGCUGGUGUAUCCAUUCAAGGACCUUCUUCAGCACGCCUCAGAUGUUAGCAAGGGGUCACAGAACAGGGAUAUCAAGCACAAGGGGAAGCAUUUGGGCCUCGUCAAGUACAUCAAAAACGAUCUUGGCCAGGAAGAGUUGGCCACAAAAUUGUGUGAAUUGAGUUUUGAUGUCCCCCUGGGAAAUGGUGCUAUAAAUGACUCGUUUGUGUGGCCUUGGAUGGGAAUCCUAGCGAAUGUUGAUGGUGAGAGUAGCUCUAGACUGAAGAAUGAUCUGGCCAAGAGAGGGUUUGACCCAGUUAGAGUUCGUCCUCUGUCUGGUAGUGGAUAUGCAGUGGUGGAAUUUAAGAGAGACUGGUCUGGAUUUUACAGGGCAGUCAUGUUUGAGAAGGAACUCGAGGUUGAUAAUCAUGGGAAGAAGGAUUAUUUUGCUGCCGUUGGUUCAGGAAAGGGGUUGUAUGGUUGGGUUGCUCGAGCUGAUGACUACACUUGCCAAGAUACUUUAGGUGAGCAUCUUCAGAAGACUGGGGACUUGAAGACUCUUGGUGAUUUGGAAGCUGAGGAGAAGAGGAAAGCUGCUCUGCUAAUUUCUCACCUCACUGACACCAUUCAAGAAUUGAGGGACCGGGUUGAUAAACUCGAGAGCAACCACCGUGAGCCACUGGCUGUUUAUGUGGGAAGUCAGAAGGACGAGGCACUCUGA